AUGACUCGAGCGCAGCGCUUCGGAACAGGUCUAGGGGCCGCAGUGCUGGUGUAUGCGCUCCUCUGGCUGGAUAUUUUGCCUCUACCGCUCGUCAGCGAUGAGGUCAAGUGGGAAAUCUUGCCUGUGGUGAGUCAUGUUGGACGAGCAGGCUUUGCGUGGUGUCAUGGCGAGCUUGUGCGGAUGCGGAAGUCAGAUUGGGGUGGGGAGUGAUCACUGGCAUUCGCAGAGCCUACCAGUCCCUUUCUUGCUGCACCCAUAACCUGGAUCGAGCAUGUGGAAGCGGAUGAAGGGCGCUAUGAUGCUACCAGGCGGCGAAACAAUGAGACGCUUUCCGGAUGGGCCUGUUGUGUUUUGCCUUCUAAGCUCACGCAGUCAUGACCCCCGCUCCUUGAAACGCAUUCCAGAUUCCCUGGUGGGUACUGGUCAGCACCGGCUCUUACCUCCUUUACGGUAUUGGCUGGGGUCUCUAUAACUUUAACGAUGUCCCACAGGCGUACGAUGAUCUCAUGGUGGUGAGUAGAGCCCAAUACUGGCCAAUGUACUAGCAAAGUAUUUCGUGUAUGCUGGCUUGGUCCUCUGCGCGUCUCCGCCUGCGUCAUUAACCCUCAGGAACUGAUGUCCGCUUGCUCGCUUCAAUGACAGGACAUCAAAGAUGCGAAGGAGUAUCUCGGAUCGCGGGGGGUUGACAUCUAA
Molecule: messenger RNA, 693 nt
Organism: Ceraceosorus bombacis
Lineage: Eukaryota; Fungi; Basidiomycota; Exobasidiomycetes; Ceraceosorales; Ceraceosoraceae
Source: the annotation of a GenBank genome assembly